Molecule: messenger RNA, 3664 nt
Organism: Scomber japonicus (chub mackerel)
Lineage: Eukaryota; Metazoa; Chordata; Actinopteri; Scombriformes; Scombridae
Product: solute carrier family 25 member 29
Exons: 4
Coding region: 375-1301 (308 amino acids)
Biological process (GO): mitochondrial L-ornithine transmembrane transport
Cellular component (GO): mitochondrion
Molecular function (GO): high-affinity L-arginine transmembrane transporter activity
Source: RefSeq, a predicted model, not a curated record
UAGCUUGUCUGCUACAGAAAUAAACCUCCUUGAUGCAGACACAGCGGAGAGAGGGUGUCCGCAUUGACUGUAAACGCUACAACGGUUAACCGAGGUCGUGUGGGUCAACAGUAGGAUUUUAUCAAGAAUAAACAGUUAAAUAACAACCUGGAGGAGAAGCUAAAAGUGUCAGCAUUUUUUGAGAGGUCUUAGAAAGGGGGUCUUCAGACAAGCUAGCAUAGACGCUAUAUGUGUGAAUUAGUUCAUUGGUGUAGAUUAAACCGAUAGAGGCUGUUUUAACACCACGGUUCAUUGAAUCGCUGAAAAACUAUUCAGACACCGUAAAGGUAAUAUUUACUCAUUUUUCAGCUGAAGUGACGAGGUGAAGAGCGGCGAUGGACUUCGUUGCUGGCUGCAUCGGAGGUGCUGCUGGAGUCUUGGUUGGACAUCCAUUUGACACAGUUAAGGUGAGACUACAAGUCCAGAGUGUUGAUAAGCCUCUGUACCGUGGGACCUUUCACUGUUUCCAGUCUAUCAUACGACAGGAGUCGAUGUUUGGUUUGUACAAAGGCAUUGGAUCCCCCAUGAUGGGCCUUACAUUCAUCAAUGCCAUAGUGUUUGGUGUCCAGGGGAACACCAUGCGGCUGCUGGCACAAGACACCCCCAUGAACCAGUUUCUAGCUGGUGCAGCAGCAGGUGCCAUCCAGUGUGUCAUCUGCUGCCCCAUGGAGCUGGCCAAAACCCGCAUGCAAUUGCAGGGUACCGGAGAGAAGAAGUCCUCCAGGAAGCUGUACAAGAAUUCUCUGGACUGCUUGGUACGCAUCUACAACCGUGAGGGUUUGCGUGGUGUAAACAGAGGCAUGGUCACCACACUUAUCCGCGAGACACCCGGCUUUGGAGUGUAUUUCCUGGCUUAUGAUGUGCUGACGCGCAGCCUUGGCUGUGAGCCUGAUGACCGUUACAUGAUCCCAAAACUGCUGUUUGCUGGGGGCAUGGCUGGUAUUGCCUCCUGGCUUUCCACCUAUCCGGUGGAUGUGAUCAAAUCGCGGCUGCAGGCAGAUGGUGUGGGUGGAGUCAACCAGUACAGUAGCAUCGCUGACUGUAUACGUCAGAGUGUCAGGAGAGAGGGCUACAUGGUGUUCACACGAGGCCUCACCUCCACGCUGCUACGAGCAUUCCCUGUGAAUGCAGCUACCUUUGCUACCGUCACACUCAUCCUUAUGUAUGCACGGGGGACGUUGGAAGGACCAAAUGAUUGCGAGUCGGCUCCACCAAGCCACCACACACAGAUACAGCAGCAGGCCCAACCCUCCAGUCUGUGACAGCACAGAAGUCGCAUCCUCAACUUUGGCACUUUACAAGACCACGGAAAGACAAAAAUGUACAAAAUCUGUACUACUAUUAGACCAGUCAUUCCUAAUUUUGAGUCAGAAAAUACCUGGUUUAUUAACUGACUUGUUUUUACUUUCAUGUGAAAAAGGAAACAAAGGAAAAAUGUAAUUUAUUUUUAGCAAUAAUUUAAGUUUCAUGUUUGCUUCUUAAGAUGCAGACUUGUAAAGAGGUGGUGUCAUCUCUGAUAAAAUGGAGGGAAAUUGGAGGUUCAUGAAAGCUUCUAACAGUAGCUUUUAUCUUUGAGAAAUUUCCAGUGAGACACUGACAUAGACUUGUUAAGUAUGUACCACGUAGGCUCUGAAAGUUGAAUUCUCUGUUACUUAUAUCUUGGAAUGUAUAGUGUUUUGUUGCGUUUGUAUAUAUAUCAUUACUUUUGAGUAACUCUUUUUUUUUAUGUAUAUUGGAAAACAUUUUCCUGCCUUAUAAUAUGAAUACUUUCAUGUUGCAUUAGGAGACACCUGUUUGGACCUGAACUGUAUCCUCUGAAGAGCUACGGAAGUGAGAGCGAGAGAGGGAGAGAGAGAGAGAAUGUAGCAUGUGAUAAGGGAUGUCUGCAGAACUUGUCACUUGUCUGCUUUCAAACCAAAAAAACGUUGCAGCUAAAAUCUGAUCAUCACUAAAGCACGACCAUUCAAUACAGAACAUAUCAAUACUCACAGUUACAAUAAACAGACUGGUCUGACGAGCUCUUCAGGGAAUGCAGGCAAAGUUACUGUGUUUGAUUCAAGUGUAGGCAGCACUGUUUUUAUGUGUGCUUUGAUUGUCUGUUUGGCAUGUUGUGUUUUACCAAAUAAUGUCACCUUUUAUCUUUGUGACUUUACUGAUGUGUUAAAGGCCUAAUCCAGUAGUGGAACAUGGCGCUACAUGUGGCACCACAUUUUAUUUUAUUUUUUGUAAAUGUCAUAGCUAAAUUAUAUUUUGACUAUAUUUCUUAAGCUGUAAAUGAUACGGUUAUGGCGGGAUUACAAAUCUGUGAUUGUGGGGGUCCCUUCUAAGAUGUGGAAAAGGUCCCAGUAUUUCUAUAUGGCCCUCAUUUGAUUUCCCAUUUAAUUUCCCAAGGGCUGCUGGUGAUUAGUGGCAGCAUGAAAAAUGCUAACAAAUAUGACCCAGUGCUUCAACAACAACAACAACAACAACAACAACAAAAUGACCUCAACAUGGGAAAGGGGAAAGAUAGAGUCCUCUGCAAAGUCUCGAAAAUGCCCCUGAAAUUGUAUAAUUUUAUUUUUUACCCCAAGUUAUCGUUUAUUGCACAAAAAAACCCAGCUGCAAAAUAUACUGGUAGUUUCUCUCUAAAUUUAAGAGGAAAAAUAUUUAUUUAUUUAUUGACAUACAGUGUGUAAUCUGGAUUGGGGCUUUAAUUGGCUUUAUUUAUUCUUUAAAGUUACUGUAUUAGCUUGGAAAUGUACAGAAUGGGAACUGUCUGCUUUCUGCAUGUGUGUGGUCAAUAUUUUCUUUUGUCUGUGUUUUUUUACUGAAUGUUGAAUUUGUGGCUGUAAAGCAAUCAAAUUAUCUUCCCCAACAAUCAGAUAUUAUUCUCCUUGAAUGCUUUUCCAGGCACUGUUUUCGGUUAAGCAACAAAUCAAACUGUGACUAUCAUUGUUUGUAUAUGUAGGCUUCAGUAUUUAUGAAAGGCUGUCAGAGACCAGAAGGUCACAGAUGCACUUAAACUUUAUGUACGUUGAAUGUAACACACCUGUAUUCACUCGCAGGUGUUUCUGAUUGAAAGUUAAAAAUUGGAAGGGCGAAAUGAUUUGUGGGAAUCUUGUUGAAAGUUUGUCACUAGUUUGAAUUUCUCAUUGCUGCUGAGACACUUGAAAAUCUCCCAAAGUUGUAUUGUGAUUUGAUGACGGUUGGUGAUUAAAGCAGGAAGAUGUGCAAAGGGAUAUUUGGUAUGUGUGUGUUGAGGUUUUCUUGUGUUUAAUCAUUAAUUCCACCUCUUAAAACAGUGACUGUUAUUUCCAGCUAUACAGUAGAUUACAUCUGAAACUGCUAAUAUUUAGUCCCACUCAUGUGAAAGAUGCAAUAUGUACAUGAUAUAACUGUAAUGAUGUGAGAUUGUUUUGAAGUGAUUGGUAUUGUAAAUAUAUACAUAUAUAUAUAACGUAUAUUUUUCAGUCCAAACUAAUUGUGUGGUUACCUGCAUGUCUGAGUUUAAGCAGUUUUAAAAGUCUCGAUUUGAUCAGUUUCUUACAUUGUUGAGAUUUUGACUGAAAAACUGAAACCUAUUUUUUAACAUAGUCAUUAACUUGUUUGUCUAGAUUUGUCAAUGAUGAUCUGUACAAAUGGGCAA